AUGCAGAAACGGAUGGUGAGCGUGGAUCCGUUGGCAUCGGAACGCUGGCGAAGUGUCCGACGACUGACGGACCGCGCCUCCGCCUACACGGUCGACUGGUUCCGUCCGGGCGAGCACAACUUCGACUGUCUCCAAAAAUCGCGGAUUCUGGUGAUCGGAGCCGGCGGAUUGGGCUGCGAGCUGCUCAAAAAUUUGGUAGGUGUUCAAUAUCGGAUGAUGAAUGUUCAGAUAAUGCGAAAAAUCGAUAUUUUCUAUAGUUUUUAUAAAAAUUAAAAAAUUUCAGGCUCUUAGCGGAUUCCGUGAAAUUGACGUCAUCGACAUGGACACCAUCGACGUCUCCAACCUGAAUAGACAGUUUUUAUUCAGGUUUUACCCGAAAAUUCAAGAUUUACCCAAAAAAUUCGCGAUUUGCAGAGAAUCCGACGUCGGACACUCGAAAGCCGAAGUGGCGGCCGCGUUUGUACAAAAACGGGUAAAAGGAUGUCAAGUCACUGCGUACGUGUCAAAAAAAUGCGAAAAUAUUAGAUUCUUUGCCUUUGCAGCCACAACUGUCGAAUCGAAGAUAAAAGCCCAGAAUUUUACCGCAAAUUCUUCAUGAUCAUUUGCGGAUUGGAUUCGAUUCCGGCGAGACGAUGGAUCAACGGAAUGCUGGUAAAAACUAGUUUUUUACUACAGGCUUUUCAAAUUACCCGAUUUUCAGUGCGAUUUAGUGCAAGAAAACGCGGACGGCUCGAUCAACAUGAACACGAUAAUUCCGAUGAUCGACGGAGGGACUGAAGGCUUCAAAGGUACCGCCUCCUGUCUACAGUAACCCUCUUCCACUCAAAACACAGGCAACGCCCGUGUAAUCUAUCCCCGAUUGACGGCCUGCAUCGACUGCACCAUCAACCUCUACCCGCCACAAGUCAACUUUCCGUUGUGCACCAUUGCACACACGCCCCGUCUUCCCGAGCAUUGCAUCGAGUACAUCAAGGUCAUCGAGUGGCCCAAGCAGCAGCCUUUCGACGGUCAGAACACGGGAAAACCACGAAUUUCCGUCUUAAAAUUCGAAAAUGUGAAAUAAAAACAGCGCGAGGUUUUUGAACGGAAAUUGAGCAUAAUACCAGAGCCUGGACUUUAGACCCACUUGCAAUAAUCCUAUGUGGUACAAACCUUGCAGGCUUCUUAGACUUGGAUUAAAGUGUUCUCGGACUAAAUUUCAGACCGAUCCGAUUAUCUGGUCCCGAGAUAUACAGGUUGACACCGGAAAGUCCGAGAUUUUGCAAAAAUUGCGGCUGUUUAGGCCUCAAACGAGUAUAUCUCGGGACCAGAUAGUCUGAUCAGCCUGAAACUUAAACCCAAUGUACUUCAAUCCACGCCCGAAAAACCAGCAAAGUUUGGGUUUGAUCGGAGUAUCGCAAGUUGUUCAAAAGUCAAGGCAUUUGAAACACCUAUACCAGAAAAACAGAGAUUUUGCAGGAGCACAGCUGGACGCGGACGACCCGUCGCACGUGGAUUGGGUGCUGGAACGGGCGGCGGCACGCGCGGAACACUACAAUAUCCGCGGUGUGGACCGUCGUCUCACUUCGGGAGUGCUCAAAAGAAUCAUUCCGGCGGUCGCCUCCACGAAUGCAGUCAUCGCCGCCUCGUGUGCGUUGGAGGCACUCAAACUCGCUACUAAGUCCGUCUUUUUCUGGAACUUUGAAAAAAAAAAGUGAAAGUUUUGCAGCAUCGCGAAACCAAUCGACAAUUACCUGAACUUCACGCAGUUGGACGGCGCGUUCACUUGCGUCGUUUCGAUGGAAAAGGACCCGAACUGCCACGUGUGCAGUGGCGGACGCCUUCCGGUCCAAGUGGCGCCAGAGGACACACUCGAGUCCCUCCUCAACAGGCUCAUCGAUCGAUAGUCAGUUGAACUUCUUUUGUUGAAACAUUUUUGUAGCGGGCAUGUCAAGACAUGUUUUACCCCGUAAUUGGAACGUUUAGGUUCCCCCGCCAGUGCAAAGUGGGGGCUUUUAUUUAAGAACAGAGUACUACUGGGCGCUAGAUUAUCCAGGACACUACAUUUGGGAAAUGCGGGCUUUCAACAACAUGGCCGACUCAUUUUAAAUGUCGAAAAUGUUAAUGUUUGCAGUCAUCUGAAGAACCCGACGCUGGAAAUUGCGUCGCGCAAGCUCUACUGCAUCAGUCUGCUUCUUCCGCAGCUGGAAGAAGAGAGCAAGAACAAUCUGCUCACGCCCAUCAAAGGUACUGUUUUUUUUUCAAAAUUGAACAAAUAAAUCGAUAUUAUAGAUCUGAUACCGGACGGCUCGGAAAUGCUGGUUACGGACGAGGUGCUCUCGCGCGCCAUCACCCUCCGCAUCAAUUUCGAGUGA
Caenorhabditis sp. 36 PRJEB53466 is the source of this 2354-nucleotide messenger RNA. The record is from the annotation of a GenBank genome assembly. Lineage: Eukaryota; Metazoa; Nematoda; Chromadorea; Rhabditida; Rhabditidae.